UGGGUAAAGCGACAGGACAAUGGCCGGGUAUACUUUGUCAACCACAACACCCGCACCACUCAGUGGGAAGACCCCCGGACCCAAGGGAUGAUACAGGAGCCUCCCCUCCCCCCUGGCUGGGAGAUGAAAUACACCAAUGAAGGGGUCCGCUAUUUUGUCGACCACAACUCUCGCACCACCACCUUUAAAGACCCACGACCUGGAUUUGAUUCAGGUUCGAAGCAAGGAGGGUCUCCUGGAGCAUACGACCGGAGCUUCAGAUGGAAAUAUCACCAGUUCCGCUUCCUCUGUCAUUCCAAUGCCUUGCCCAGCCAUGUGAAAAUCAGUGUCUCCCGGCAGACCCUGUUUGAAGACUCCUUCCAGCAGAUCAUGAACAUGAAGCCAUAUGACUUGCGCCGGAGAUUAUAUAUCAUAAUGCGUGGAGAAGAAGGGCUGGACUAUGGAGGUAUUGCUAGAGAGUGGUUUUUCCUGCUGUCCCAUGAGGUGCUGAACCCCAUGUAUUGUCUGUUCGAGUAUGCGGGCAAAAACAACUACUGCCUGCAGAUCAACCCUGCCUCCUCCAUCAACCCCGACCACCUCACCUACUUCCGGUUCAUCGGCCGUUUCAUCGCAAUGGCACUGUAUCAUGGCAAAUUCAUCGACACAGGCUUUACUCUGCCCUUCUACAAGCGCAUGCUAAAUAAAAAGCCCACCCUGAAGGACCUGGAGUCUAUUGACCCCGAGUUCCACAACUCCAUCAUGUGGGUGAAGGAGAACAAUCUGGAGGAAUGUGGAGUAGAGCUGUACUUUGCUCAGGACAUGGAGAUUCUGGGAAAGGUGUCAACUCACGAGUUGAAGACUGAUGGCGAAAAUGAGCUUGUGACAGAAGACAACAAGGAAGAGUAUAUUAGGCUGCUGACAGACUGGCGCUUCACCAGAGGGGUAGAGGAGCAGACCAAGGCCUUCCUGGAUGGCUUCAAUGAGGUGGUGCCCCUGGAGUGGCUCCGAUACUUUGACGAGAAGGAACUCGAGCUGAUGCUCUGUGGGAUGCAGGAGAUUGACCUGACUGACUGGCAGAAGAACACCAUAUACCGACAUUAUACCAAAAACAGCAAGCAGAUCCAGUGGUUUUGGCAGGUUGUCAAGGAGAUGGACAAUGAAAAGAGGAUCCGCCUGCUGCAGUUUGUCACUGGAACCUGUCGACUUCCUGUGGGGGGCUUCUCGGAGCUCAUUGGAAGUAAUGGACCCCAGAAGUUCUGUAUUGACAAAGUGGGCAAAGAGACCUGGUUACCAAGAAGCCACACAUGCUUUAAUCGCCUGGAUCUGCCUCCCUACAAGAGCUUCGAGCAGCUGAAGGAGAAGCUGCUGUUUGCCAUUGAGGAGACUGAGGGCUUCGGGCAGGAGUGAGCAGGAGAUGACACAGAAGCCUGCAGGAGGAGUGGUUUCACCACAGCCCCUGUUCUGCGGGGAUGGAUGGUAUUCCGGGGCCAUGGAAUGACACCAUAUUAAUGAUCAAUGCACCAAGCAGCAACCCACAGCCUAAAGAUACCAGAGAUCCACAGCUGUUGGUCCAACACUGUAAUCCCUGACCAAACUGAGUUGUUGUUAAGCAAAUCUAAAGACGGAGCUGAAUCUGUUCAUUAUUUUUUUAAAUCGGUGAUAAUUAUAUUUCAUACCCUUCAGUGCUAUCAAAAGACAUAUGCUGCUCUGUAAAUAGGGAGCUUGUGUCUCUUUUUCCAUUGCCUUCUUGCCAGUUCACAUGAAAUGCACUGCACUCUAAUGAGGAUUUUUGGAGAUUCUGUGCCAAGGAUAGCCCCCCUUGGCCGUGCCAUUUCCCUUUAGAAAAUUAAGGGAAGCUUGAGCAUUAGUACUUGAUGAAGCACAUCGACCUACAACAUGACCAAGCAGCGAGACAUCAGCAGAGUGUCACCAGAGUUCAGUUCUGCUCUGUCUCACUCACUGACUGCAGGCCAGAGCUGACAUUAGCAUUGCUGAGUUUCCUGAUGUCUCUUAAGUGACCAUGUAUAAGCCUCUCAGUUUUGAUCAAACUACACUUGUGCAGUUUUUCCAGACAGGGGCAUUGGAGUUAUUUGUAAGUCUUUCAAAAUUGGGACCCAGUGCUUCUUUUGCAGAACUGGAAAAGGGUGUGGAAACAGACUAUUGUUUCCGAUUAAAUAUCUUUUGGGCCUUUAACUUUGCCCAAAACCUUUAACAGAUUUCUCCCAAAUGUUGACACUCUGUCGUGCAGAAGUUAAAACGAUCAGAUGCAUCAGGUUUUAUUUUCCACUGAAAUUGAAUAAUGAAAUUAAACUUGGCUGGGCUCAGUUCACUCUCUCGUC
This is a messenger RNA of Lepisosteus oculatus (spotted gar), 2318 nucleotides long. The record is from RefSeq and is a predicted model, not a curated record. NCBI's taxonomy places the organism in Eukaryota, Metazoa, Chordata, Actinopteri, Semionotiformes, Lepisosteidae.